This is a messenger RNA of Alosa sapidissima (American shad), 4399 nucleotides long. RefSeq lists its product as uncharacterized. Gene Ontology annotation, molecular function: nucleic acid binding; zinc ion binding. The transcript is spliced from 2 exons. Gene Ontology annotation, biological process: DNA integration. Bases 293 to 4102 code for a protein of 1269 amino acids. The record is from RefSeq and is a predicted model, not a curated record. Lineage: Eukaryota; Metazoa; Chordata; Actinopteri; Clupeiformes; Clupeidae.
CUUGACUGGCAAGGCACAGUCUGUGUAUUCUGCCCUUACAGUGCAACAAAGUUCGAGUUAUGAUACUGUGAAAGCGGCAAUUUUAAAUGCGUAUGAGUUAGUCCCUGAAGCCUAUCGUCAGAGAUUUCGUGGCCUUCGCAAGUCUGACAGGCUUACGUUUGUGGAAUUUGCGCGAGAGAAAGAGAAUGCAUUUGAUAGGUGGUGCACUUCACAACGUGCACACACCAGAGAACAUCUUCGUCAAGUAAUCUUGCUAGAAGAAUUUAAAAGCUGCAUUCCAGACUCCGUAGCGAUGUAUAUAAAUGACCAAAAGGUAACAACAUUGGCGCAAGCUGCUGUCUGUGCAGACGAAUUUGUUCUCACGCACAAAACCUCUUUCAAUUCCUCCUCUUCUCGGCGUGACACAGCUCAGCCUCCCAGUUCGCAGCAGAGCUGGAGAAAUUCCAAGUCUGACAGUCCACCGCAGAAGAUUGAGUCGCGGGAAUGUUUUUAUUGCCACGAACUUGGUCAUCGUAUUGCAGCAUGUCCUGUUUUGAGAAUGAAGAAUUCGAAACCCCCUCCGAAGCAAAAAUAUUCGAAAGGUUCCGGUUUUGUCCGUCCUUUAGUUCAGUCAAAUUCGAAAAUCGAUCCAGUUUAUGAGCCGUUUGUUUCUGUAGGCAUGGUCUCAUUAACGGGGUGUGAGCAAGAUAAUAUUCCUGUUCAAAUGCUAAGAGAUACAGGCUCCGCUCAGAGUUUCAUACUGGCUUCUACGUUAUCAUUUUCUGAUGAAAGUUAUUGCGGUUAUGACGUACUAGUGCAGGGAAUUGACAUGGGAAUUUUGAAGGUUCCAUUACACACUGUCCAUAUUAAAAGUGAGUUAAUUUCUGGUUUUGUCAAAGUAGCUGUUUGUUCCCAGUUGCCCAUGGAUAGCAUCCAUCUCCUGAUCGGAAACGAACUUGCACAUGAAAAAGUAAUUCCUCUUCCUGAAGUCGUUUCGAACCCGUCUGAGUAUACUGAUGUAGAUCCUAGCCUAUCUGAAGUCUUUCCAGUGUGUGUAGUGACUCGUGCUCAGGCACGUAAGUCCAGCUCUGCCGAUUUAUCGGAUUCAUUUAUGUCAUUUGACAAUCCAGUUGUGUCUUCUCCCGAAUCUUCGGAUUCGGCACGUCGGUCGCUGUCCACGUCAGAGGGUGCUGAAAUUCCAAAAUCACCUCGUUCCCUGUCCACUUCCGGAGGUGCUGAAAUUUCGAAAUCUUUUCUGUCUCUGCCUGUUGACAGGGAGCUGCUCUGUCGUGAACAAAGAAAAGAUCCGUCUUUAGCUAAGUGCCGUGCUACAGCUGCAGAAAAGAAAAAAAUAGCGAAGAAAUCAGUGGCAUAUUAUUGGGAAGAUGGCUUGCUAAUGAGGAAGUGGAUUCCCUCUCAGAGUGAGGAUUUGGGUUGGAAUACUGCUUAUCAGGUGGUUGUUCCUGCUAAAUUUCGGCUGCACGUGUUAACACUGGGGCAUGACCAUGAUCUUGCAGGUCAUUUAGGGAUCAAGAAAAGUUACCAUCGUAUCCUGCGUUAUUUUUUUUGGCCUGGCCUAAAGUCUGACGUAGUGAGACACUGUCGUUCGUGCCACCGCUGCCAAAUAGCAGGGAAACCAAAUCAGGCUAUUCCACCCGCUCCACUUCACCCGAUUCCAGUCAUUAGUGAACCAUUUGAACGGAUCAUUUUAGAUUGUGUAGGACCCUUGCCUAAGUCAAAAUCUGGGCAUCGGUUCCUGUUGACCAUUAUGUGUGCCGCUACUCGUUACCCAGAGGCUAUUCCGUUGCGCUCGCUUAAGGCGAAGCCAGUUGUGAAAGCACUUAUUCGUUUUUUCUCGACCUUUGGGCUGCCAAAAGUUGUUCAAACAGAUCAGGGAUCCAAUUUUCUGUCUCGCUUGUUCAAGCAGGUGUUACAGGAGUUGUCCAUCAAGCAUGUGAUAUCCAGUGCAUACCAUCCAGAGUCACAAGGGGCUCUGGAGCGGUUCCAUCAAACCCUGAAGUCUAUGUUGCGCACAUACUGUUACAAUUCUGCAAAACAGUGGGAUGACGGCCUCCCAUUGUUGUUGUUUGCUGUGCGUGAAACGACUCAGGAGUCACUAGGUUUUAGUCCCGCUGACCUGAUCUUUGGACACACUGUUCGAGGUCCGUUAAAAUUGUUGCGUGAACAGCUGGGGUGUGAGACCACUGCUCACAAACAAACUAACAUCCUGGAGUACGUCAGCUCUUUUCGUGAGCGUUUACAUAGUGCUUGUGCAUGUGCUCAAAAAGCUUUGUCUUCAGCUCAGUCAAAGAUGAAGACUCGUUAUGACCGUAAGUCUGUGCACCGGUCCUUCCAGGCUGGCGACAAAGUUUUACUAUUUCUGCCAGUGGCUGGCUCCGCUCUACAGGCUAAGUUCUCAGGGCCUUACAAAGUAGAGUCCAAACUUAGUGAGACUGAUUAUGUUAUUUGCACGCCUGAGAGAAGGCGAAAAACUCGUGUAUGCCACAUUAAUAUGUUGAAGCCGUACAUUGCUAGAGAGUCUGAGACAGAGGUGGACGAGUGUCCUGUGUCUGUGGGUUUUGUGGUUCCUGUGGUCUCCUCCUAUUCCCCAGAGGAGGAUGGCAUAACUUUUCGUGAUGUCCCUGUGUCUUCUCCUAGGCUUCAGAAUUCUGAGAUUUUAAAAGAUUUGAAUGACUUUCUCGCUCAUUUGUCAGAUACACGCGCUAAGGAUAUUCAGCUGCUGAUACAAUCAGUUCCAGGUUUAUUCUCAGAUAUCCCUUCGCAGACUAAUGUCCUUAGUCAUGACAUUGAUGUGGGUGACCAUUCCCCUAUCAAGCAACACGCAUAUCGCGUGAAUCCGACAAAGAGAGCCAUUAUGACUUCUGAAGUCCAAUAUCUUGUUGAUCAUGGGUUUGCUGAACCUAGCUCGAGCUCGUGGAGUUCCCCGUGUAUCUUAAUUCCAAAACCCGAUGGAACAUUUCGUUUCUGUACUGAUUACAGAAAAGUGAAUGCAGUGACCAAGCCAGACUCCUUUCCUCUGCCACGCAUGGAAGACUGUGUGGAUAGAGUUGGCUCAGCACGCUUUGUCACCAAGCUUGACCUGCUAAAGGGAUAUUGGCAGGUUCCCUUGACAUCUCGUGCUGCAGAAAUCUCUGCAUUUGUUACCCCAGACUGCUUUAUGCAGUAUUCAGUCAUGGCAUUUGGACUCCGCAAUGCGCCUGCUAGUUUCCAACGCCUGAUGGGUAUCGUCUUAGCGGGCGUACAGAAUUGUGAGGUGUACUUGGAUGAUAUAGUGCUACAUUCGUUCUCUUGGCCCAGUCACCUUGAGCUUAUCCACACUGUGUUUCAUCGUCUGCAGGAUGCCUCUCUGACCUUGAACUUGGCCAAGUGCGAGUUUGGUAAGGCUACUGUGACCUACUUGGGCAAACAAGUAGGCCAAGGUCAGGUACGUCCUGUAGAGGCCAAGAUUCAGGCCAUUGUUGAGUUUCCGAUUCCCAAGACUAAGCGUGAGGUGCGCCGUUUUUUAGGGAUGGCCGGCUAUUACCGUAGCUUUUGUAGAAAUUUUUCUGAUGUUGUGUUGCCUCUUACAAACUUACUUCGUACCACUGCUGAGUUUGUAUGGUCUGCGGAUUGUCAAGCUGCCUUUCAAAAUGCUAAGACUUUGCUGUGCAGCUCUCCGGUGCUUGCAGCUCCACAAUUUGAAUUGCCGUUUAAACUUGAAGUUGAUGCUAGUGGAACAGGAGCGGGUGCUGUGCUCCUUCAAGAGGGAUCAGAUGGACUUGAUCACCCUAUCUGCUACUUCUCUAAAAAGUUCUUAAAACACCAACUGAACUAUAGUACCAUCGAGAAGGAGGCACUAGCCCUGUUGUUGGCACUUCAACACUUCGAGGUAUACAUCGGCUGUACCGCAGCACCUGUAGUUGUACAUACAGAUCAUAAUCCCUUGAUUUUUCUCUCCAGGAUGAAAAACACCAACCAGCGCAUUAUGCGUUGGUCACUCUACUUGCAGGGCUUCAACCUGGAGAUAAGGUAUAAGAAGGGGUGUGAAAACAUUUUGGCUGACACAUUGUCACGCACUUAUCAGCAGAUUGGCGCAGCUGAGGGGUGGUGUGAAACCCUAUGACGUCAGGGUAGCCCGGCCCUUUAAAAGGGGGCUGACGUCAUUGAGCUCUCUCGCUGGCUAGCUGUGGGGAUCGUUCGUUGCCACCGUCGCUGCCGCACAUCGCUGCCACUAGGGCCAGCCUCGGGCCUUGCCCGAGCAGCUUGCCGUCAUCUCUCUCACUCCCUGGGGUGAGAGACCAGGAGUGAGCGCCUGGCCGCCGAGGCCUACUUUGUAGGCCGUGUUUUUCUUAAUUUAGACAUUUUUCCAUACUGGUUUUUUUUGUAUUAAUAAAUACACCAUUUUCUUAAGUUUUGUGUC